Messenger RNA from Mytilus californianus (California mussel), 1968 nucleotides. RefSeq names its product proline-rich transmembrane protein 4-like. Lineage: Eukaryota; Metazoa; Mollusca; Bivalvia; Mytilida; Mytilidae. The coding region runs from base 238 to 1359 and encodes 373 amino acids. The record is from RefSeq and is a predicted model, not a curated record. The transcript has 2 exons.
UUUUACAAUUUUACAAGGAAAUAGAUUUUAAAGAUUUAAUUAUAAAUCAACAACUAGAAUGAUCAGUUCAGGAUAUUAACAAUUAGCCUUGUAAAUCGUACUUUAAACAUUGUGGACUUAAAUGCUUGAAACGAGUGUUCAAAUUAAAAUCUGAUUGAAAAUUUAUUUCAGUAUUUAAAAUUUCUUUCAGAGAAAUCUAUGGCAUAACAUUUUAGAAUUUUUUCGUACUUUAUUCUAAUGUCGGCUGAACCAGAGUCGUCCGUGGAACCAGAGGCAGAAUACACUUUGUCAGAAUCAGAACCGGAAACAACUGUAGAACCUGAAGUAGAACCCGAAUCUUUACUGCCUGAAAGUUUCAUAUUGAUCAACAGUGAUCCUCAAGCAGAAUCGUGGCCAGAACCAGAACCGGAAUGGAAUUCUGCAUUUAACGAAUGGGGUGUUGCAUGGCCGUUACAUGUUUAUAUUUUUGGAAUAUGUUACGCUUUAGCGUUAGUAUUUUCAGCAAUCUGUAUAGCUGCAUUACUGAAAUCUGUAAAAGCUGGAAAAGGAAAACUUACUUUAUCUUUACUUCUCAUGGUGAUAUUUUUCAGCACCACAAGAACUGUUACACUUUUUACCGAACCAUAUUAUGCUUAUAAUAACAUUCCCUUUCUCACAGCAAGAAUAAUGUGGUCAGUUGGUUUACCUUUUCUAACUUCAUCAUUCAGCUUGGUAUUUUUAGUUUUACUGGACACAACUAAGAUGGACAUAGGACCACCGAAAUUUCAGAAAUUUUCAGCCAUUUUGAUUAUUACUGCAGUCCAUUUGGUGAUAGUUAUUACUUCUGAUUUUGUUGUAUUCUAUAAAGCCUCGGCAAAAGUUAUGCUUGUUAUUUGCCAAACCUUGUUUUUAGCCUAUGGAAUUUCACUUGCUAUAGGAUAUUUUUAUGUGGGCUUCAAAAUGAGAAAAAACUGUUCAGCUGGCAGUAUGCACGAGUCAAGCACUAUAAAAAGGUUGAUAGUUCUAUGUUUCGUAUCGUCAGCGACGUCGGUAGCCAUUGUUGGGACCCAUAUCUACAGUGCAGUUGGUGUAUUUGGUGUUUACAGCAAUAAUAACACAGUUGAUGCUUGGCCGUGGUGGAUUUUACAGACAUGUCUACGGAUAGAAGAACUUGUAUCAGUGUGUGUUGUUUUAACAAUUGCUUCAAACUCAGAACAUCUAAAACAACUUUUUAGUCGUUGUUGUUCGAUUGUUGGGCAUUGUUUUCGAGGUCGAAAUCAGGUUCAACAAAUUUCUAUUCAACAGAAGUUUAAUAAGGAUUGUGAUUUGACUCAGAACGAAACCUUAUCAAAGUCUGAGUUUUAUUCAGAAAAGUUGUAAGAACCAAUUGAAUGAGAUGCUGCUGUCUCCUUUAAAUGUAUCUCUCUAAUUCCUAAAAAAAAAUAUCAAGUCGAAUGCACAAAAUUCAAUUUUCGCAAUCUAAAAUGACGUAGUUUUUGUCUCACCUACGACAAAAAUCGCAGUAUUUUUCGUCGUAGUAUGUCAAACAGGAAUCACUAUCCGUCGGUGUGAACUAUUUGUAGAAAGCUUUAUAUUUCAGAAGGUAGAUGACCUGGAUAAUUGAUACCUUCUUUGCAAAUACCUUAUGUUACGAAGUUUACGUCUGUCAUAUGUCCGGUGUCCUUGAACUCGUUUUCAUGGUUCAACGACUGCUUCAAAAAAAAAAAUUUUUUUUGUCAUGUGAAUUUCUUACUUAUAAUGAGUAAUUGGAUAACUAUAUUUGGCACAUGGGUUCCUUGCAACGUCUACAUGUGCAUCAGACAGGGUUCACCUGUCCUCGACCUCAUUUCAUGGAUCAGUGAUCAAGGUUAAAGGUACAUGAUUAGGUCCGUUUCUCAGAUACUAUAAGAAGUAGGUCAACUAUAUGUGGUGGUGGAAUGAUUGUAAGGGGUACAUGUCAGACAGACAGGUUUCAUGUGACCUUGACUU